CCGCGCUCUUUAUGUGUCUUUAGCAGACCGUCUCUGGCAUGAUCCCGGCGACCGCCUACCGACCUUGAGCACAUCAGCAACCACCUAUCUGUUCAAUCUACCUUGAUAUACACCGAAGUACGGUUAUGAGCAUGCGAUUCGCCCGCUUGUCAGCUCUUUCUACAUCCUUGUUGCGCCUGUGAAGUAAGUCGGUCACUCUUCUCAGCACGACAUCCGACCGUUUGUGAUCCAAAUGGCUCGUCUUAUUGGAAUGGGGUCUAUACUCCGAUCCGGUCUGAAUGCCUUCAUGCUAUUAGCAGUACUGGCAUCUCCAGUGAUUGCCCAGUUUUGCUCCUUUUGGAGCGGCAGCUGUCUCGAUGCUCUCGCCCAGACUGCGGUGUCUUUCACCUUUCCUCCUCUGUUUGAGGAGAACCUGAACCUUUACUAUGGAUUUGAUGCCAACUCCCGAGGCAAAGGCCAAGAGCCUAUGACCAAAGUCAGCUAUUGGCUGGGUUACGGAGCUUUGAUCAAUAACUCUAUCAUCAACGCCAAUCGAACCUCCGAGAUUGCCUUGCGGGUGGGAAACCUGACGGGCACGCCUUCGGGAUCCAACAAUGGCUGCGACGGUGUCUGGGGCUCACAGUGCUCUAGCGAUUUGAAAACGUUGUUGAAGCAGGCCUUGUAUGGCCUUACUACUAGUGGAGAUUACUACGGCCAUCCUCUGGAUACUGUGCUGAGUGAGAUGCUUGUCAAUCAGCCUGUCCUGUCCAAUUGUCCUCCGCCCCUUUUCGACGUUGCGGCCAUUCCUUCCAUCGCGUUCGCCCAAGAAACCGAUACCGAUCAGACUGCGACCCUUCAGACGUCGGGUUCUAGCAACAGUCCGUGGAAAACAUGGUUCAUUGACAACAUGAAUGCCAAUGACCAAGCCGCACAGGUUGCCGUUGCCAUCAUCAGCAGAGCUCCAUCAUACAACAGUGUGCCUCCACAAUAUGUGGAUGACAUACAAGUGGAGCUCGUUUGCACUCAAGCACCGUCCACGGGAAGUUCAUCGUCAUCGAGUCAGGGUUCUUGAUCUACAGUAGAAUGCGCCUUGCGUGGGAACAAUGAUAUGAACGAACACUUGGAAAUACACUCGCUGCAGAUUUGAAAUCACCCAGGGUUAGCUGGAAGAAACCCUGGUAUCGAUCGCAUCGCGA
Messenger RNA from Aspergillus ibericus CBS 121593, 1175 nucleotides. RefSeq lists its product as uncharacterized. Bases 233 to 1051 code for a protein of 272 amino acids. The transcript is spliced from 2 exons. NCBI's taxonomy places the organism in Eukaryota, Fungi, Ascomycota, Eurotiomycetes, Eurotiales, Aspergillaceae. The record is from RefSeq and is a predicted model, not a curated record.